AUGCUCAUGGGACAUGUCGAUCUAGCCCUGACUUACGAGCGCGACCAGGAGCAGAUCUCCGUUGCGGAAAAAUGGGCUGUCAAUGCAGGCUGUGUUUCCCAUGAUCACUUCUGUGUAGUUUGUCCAUUUGAUGAUCCGGCGAUUAUCAAAGACGCAAAGUCACCCCAAGAAGCAUUUUAA
Messenger RNA from Penicillium longicatenatum, 180 nucleotides. RefSeq lists its product as uncharacterized. Lineage: Eukaryota; Fungi; Ascomycota; Eurotiomycetes; Eurotiales; Aspergillaceae. The record is from RefSeq and is a predicted model, not a curated record. The transcript has a single exon. Bases 1 to 180 code for a protein of 59 amino acids.